AUGAAAUCGCACAUCCUGCUGCUUGGAUUCCUGGCCAUCCUUCUGGGGAUCCUAAGUGAGGAGAAUGUCAACGCAGCUGGACUUUUAUCCUCGUCGGCACAGACCCAGGGAUGCCAAUGCUCCCUGACGAUGUCCUGCAGCUGUUGCCAGAGUGUUUCGGUUGAUCUACUGAAUCAAAACAGCACUGUGUGCCUCACCUUGGGCAUCGGCUUGACCAGUGGAACCAUCAAUUUGGGAGCCACAAUGGAUGGAGAUGCGGUGGCCGCGUUCUCCAUCAGCACCACCAAGCCGCCCACAUACUGCAUCCCAGUGAUCUCCAUGGUUUCCCUGGACAUGUGCAUCAAAGUUAACAUCAAGAUGGCCGGAUUGGCGGUCAAGGCCUGUCCCACCUUCUAUACCGACUAUGCCACGAACCAGCUCGUGGGCUACGACUUUCCCUGCAUCCAAGUGGGCAUGGAUGGAGUUAGCCUGGUCUAG
Molecule: messenger RNA, 477 nt
Organism: Drosophila teissieri
Lineage: Eukaryota; Metazoa; Arthropoda; Insecta; Diptera; Drosophilidae
Exons: 2
Coding region: 1-477 (158 amino acids)
Source: RefSeq, a predicted model, not a curated record